GCGGAAGUGGGAGGUGUGGGCCGGUGCAAGCGGCUCUGCUGAGGCGAUCUGGCCACGCUGGAGGCUGCGGGCGAGCGGGGUUCGGGGGGCACCCGUGGCACCGUGGAGAGGGCUUCUGGCGCUCCUUCAGCGUCCUCGACGGCUCCAGGGGAGCGUGGCGGGGAUGGGGUACACAGCCGGGCGGCAGCCGGAGCCUCGGCCAUGUUCGCGGGGCUCCAGGACCUGGGCGUGGCCAAUGGCGAGGACCUGAAAGAGACCCUGACCAACUGCACCGAACCGCUCAAGGCCAUUGAGCAAUUUCAGACAGAGAAUGGGGUGCUGCUGCCCUCCCUGCAGUCGGCCCUGCCCUUCUUGGACCUACACGGGACCCCGCGGCUGGAAUUCCAUCAGUCAGUGUUUGAUGAGCUACGCGACAAACUGCUGGAACGAGUGUCAGCCAUCGCCUCUGAGGGAAAGGCAGAGGAGAGAUACGACCUGGAAUGUGUUGGAGGAGAUUCCUCUGUAUGUCCUGCAUGUGGAGACCCACUUUCUCAGCUGUGCAAAUCUGCCCAGGUACAAGAAGUUGGAAGACCUUCUGGAAAAGAGCUUUUCUCUGGUCAAGAUGCCAUCCCUACAACCAGUGGUGAUGUGUGUUAUGAAACACUUGCCCAAGGUGAGAGCUGUGAAGUCAGCCCUCGCAGGGGAGGUUCCUGAGAAGAAGCUGAAGCUGGUGAUGGCUGACAAGGAAUUGUACCGAGCGUGUGCUGUGGAAGUGAAGAGGCAGAUCUGGCAAGACAACCAAGCACUCUUUGGUGAUGAAGUCUCACCGCUGUUGAAGCAGUAUAUCCUGGAGAAAGAGAGUGCGCUCUUCAGCACAGAGCUCUCGGUCCUGCACAACUUCUUCAGCCCUUCUCCCAAGACCAGGCGCCAGGGAGAGGUGGUUCAGAAGCUGACACAGAUGGUAGGGAAGAAUGUGAAGCUCUAUGACAUGGUGCUGCAGUUCCUGCGUACACUGUUCCUACGAACCAGGAAUGUGCACUAUUGCACAUUACGAGCUGAGCUGCUCAUGUCCCUGCAUGACUUGGACGUCAGUGACAUCUGUACUGUGGAUCCCUGCCAUAAGUUCACCUGGUGCCUGGAUGCCUGUAUCCGUGAGCGGUUUGUGGACAGCAAAAGAGCCCGAGAACUGCAGGGAUUUCUUGAUGGCGUGAAGAAGGGGCAGGAACAAGUUCUGGGGGAUUUGUCUAUGAUCCUGUGUGACCCCUUUGCCAUCAACACACUGUCCCUGAGCACCAUCAGGCACUUGCAGGAGCUGGUUAGCCAGGAGACACUGCCCAGGGAUAGCCCCGACCUCCUUCUUCUACUUAGGCUGCUGGCGCUGGGCCAAGGUGCAUGGGACUUAAUAGACAGCCAGGUCUUCAAGGAGCCCAAGAUGGAGGCAGAGCUCAUCACCAAGUUCCUGCCAAUGCUCAUGUCCUUCGUCGUGGACGACUACACUUUCAACGUAGAUCAGAAGCUUCCAGCUGAGGAGAAAGCCCCAGUCACGUACCCCAACACGCUUCCUGAAAGUUUCACCAAAUUUCUGCAGGAGCAACGCAUGGCUUGUGAGGUGGGACUGUACUACGUCCUGCACAUCACCAAGCAGAGAAACAAGAAUGCACUCCUGCGCCUGCUGCCUGGACUCGUGGAAACUUUUGGUGACCUGGCCUUCAGUGACAUCUUUCUCCACUUGCUCACUGGGAGCCUGGCACUUCUGGCUGAUGAAUUUGCCCUGGAGGAUUUCUGCAGCAGCCUCUUUGAUGGCUUCUUCCUCACUGCCUCUCCCAGGAAGGAAAAUGUGCAUCGACAUGUGCUGAGGCUCCUCCUGCACUUGCACCCGAGAGUGGCCCCUUCCAAGCUAGAGGCUUUGCAGAAGGCUCUGGAGCCCACAGGCCAGAGUGGGGAGGCCGUGAAGGAGCUCUACUCCCAGCUUGGUGAGAAGUUGGAGCAGUUGGACCAUCGAAAGCCCAGUCCUACCCAAGCUGCAGAGACGCCAGCCCUGGAGCUGCCUCUUCCCAAUGUGCCUGCUCCAGCUCCACUGUGAGGCUCUAUGGAACUGUUUAGUGGUAGUGCCCCUAUGGAAGGAGGCCUAGUCGGCUAGGAGUGCAGGGCGUGCUGAGGGUUGUUCCUUGGCAAGGUAUUCUCUCCUCUAAGUUGUUCCUCUAGGUCCUCAGUGUCUACUCACACAUCAAGGGGAGACCAUGAUGGUACGGUGGGGCUUGACCCCUGCUUGACCCUGGUGGAGAUGGAUGGUGGUUGGUAUUAAGAAAAAGCCACUUAAUUUCCCAAGAGCAGUGGGUAGAAGCCUGACUGACCUGAUAGUCAGUCUGAACAAAGCCCAAGGAGAAAGGUAUACUGGGUUUGCCAAAGCAGAUUUGCUGGGCCUGUUAUCCUAAGCACAGGAGUGGUGUCCUCCACAGAAGCCAGUUGGAAAGUCUGCAGAGGCCUGAGCCCACUUCUGUCAGCGCAGUCCUUGCUGACUGAGAUCUGCAGACAGAGCCCUUCCUGCAGCUCCCCACCUCAGUGUAUGUACCUUUUUUUUUUUUUUUUUUUUUUUUUUUUUUUUUUUUU
Messenger RNA from Cricetulus griseus (Chinese hamster), 2589 nucleotides. NCBI's taxonomy places the organism in Eukaryota, Metazoa, Chordata, Mammalia, Rodentia, Cricetidae. The record is from RefSeq and is a predicted model, not a curated record.